Fusarium subglutinans is the source of this 3876-nucleotide messenger RNA. RefSeq lists its product as uncharacterized. Gene Ontology annotation, biological process: arachidonate metabolic process. The record is from RefSeq and is a predicted model, not a curated record. Gene Ontology annotation, cellular component: membrane. The transcript is spliced from 11 exons. NCBI's taxonomy places the organism in Eukaryota, Fungi, Ascomycota, Sordariomycetes, Hypocreales, Nectriaceae. The coding region runs from base 1 to 3876 and encodes 1291 amino acids.
AUGGAGCCUCCUCCAACUGACGAAACGUAUCCCCGGCAACCUGCUCGUGCACCGCCACCCGUACCUCAACUGCCACCGAUCCAAGCUUCUUAUAAGCCGUGCCACCAGUGCCACGCAAAUACGAAGACCUUCAUCUGCAUUCAAUGCAACAACCUCUCAUUCUGCGACAUUUGUUGGUCAACCUGGAUCCUACAUGCUGAUGGCGCCACUGGCUGGGGCGGCCGACCACAUGAGAAGUCGGAUCCUCAUGUUAUCACACGCCUUCGAGGCAUCCUGGAACCCACUACUUCAGAUGCAGAUCAUGAGAAGAGUCUCGAGUUGGAUGAUGAUACAACUUGGUUCGGUGUUGUUCGCGACCCAUCCCAACAACAAGUCUUCCAAGACUACGGGAGAUUCGCCGCCCUUAUGAGCGAGAGCCAGAGCGAGGAGUCUGAGGAUCGUUUCCCGCAACUAAUUUCCUUUAUCGGCCAGACAGGCGCCGGGAAGAGCACGUUAAUUAAAAUUCUAAUUGAGCGUGCUCAAGCUGAGAGUAGAAAUAAGCUGCCCUCCCCUGUUACCUCUUCUGCCAAUGACCGAUUGGCGACUACGGGCGAUGUUCACCUCUAUGGAGAACCUUCAUCUUUCCAUUCCCAAGUUCCCAUGCUCUUUGCGGACUGUGAGGGCCUCAAUGGUGGCGAAAGAAUCCCCCGGGGACUGAGGCACCGCACAUUUACUAGGGAUGAGGCCUCAGGUAUCAGGCCCACUUUACGGCCUCUGUUGCAUGUUGAGUCUAAAGCUAAGCUCAAAAAGUCUCGGUAUAGUUCACAGCGUAACAUACUGUGGGCAUCCACUCCAGCGAUGAAGAAGCGGGAAUUCUCUGUCACGCAGCUAUACCCUCGCCUUCUCUACACAUUUUCUGAUGUUGUCGUUUUUGUGCUUCGGAAUCCUAGGGCCUUCGAAUCUACUCUUCUUGAACAGAUCUUGGGCUGGGGCGCCGCCUCUAUUGACAAGUCUGUAAACCAGCCAACCUUACCCCAUGCUGUCAUUGUCCUCAACGCGACUGAAGACGUAGACGACAAGGAAUGGGACAUCAAGACGGCCACAGAGCUCCUCAUGAAUGACGUUCGAAGUGCCAUCCGUCAAGUGCCGCAAGUCGAGGAGUAUGCCAGAAUCUGGAAACAGAGGGGACGCAACAUUUCAUCAACUCACGACUUACUCAAAUGCUACUAUGCCUCUGUUGGUGUCGUAAGAGUGCCUGCUCGUGGCCGGUAUAUGCUGAUGGACGAGCAAAUCGAGAAAUUGUUCAAACUGAUCCAGCUCAAAUGUGAAGCAUCACUCCUGAACAAAAAGAGGCUUCGCAUGCUUGCGACAGCAGAAAAGCUUCAGAUUUACCUCCAAGCAGCUUUCGAUCACUUUGCUCAGAACCUGACGGUUCCCUUUGACUUCAUCAAAGAAGCCCUGAAGCACAACCCUGAAAACCCACAUGAUCAACCUCAUUACAACGCCGCCCAUGUCUUCACUGACAUGUCACCAAUGCUGGCGUCUUGCUUUCACUUGGACUCUGUCCGCCAGAAUCUACUAGGAACCACGGACCGACUUUUAAGCGAUGUAUAUAUUGAGUUCUGUGAGUAUGCCAUCAAGGUAUUCUCUGAUAUUUACUUGCCUUGUGAGUUCCAAAAUUCUCGAGGAAGAUGCUGCAAUAGGCGUCUUGGACAUAGCCCAAAAGGACAUCAAAGCGAAUCCGGGAGGAUUAUUGCACCUGGUAGCUAUGAAUCAUCCUUUCAGCGACAACAAGUUUUGGAAGAGUGGCUGGCUUCUAUCCGAACUCAUCUACAAGACAUUGAAGUCAAAUUCGACGACCAGACUCAUCAGUAUAGCCAUUUAUCUAAUGCAACUAUUGCGGCAGACAUGCACCUCCAGGAGAUUAAUCGGUUUUACUCUACUAUCGGAGGAGCGUGCAAAUUCCUGAGCCAUGAAACUUGUCUCGCUUGUUUGAGAGAGUUACCAGAACAUGCUCUCCCGUGUGGACACAUCCUCUGCAACCCAUGUGUGUUGGCACAUGGCAAGAAAAUAUCUCCCACGGUGAUUUUACUGCAGAAAUGCCCCCUUCACUACACUGACUCCUUCUGGGAGCCACCCUGGCAGAUCAAUGUGAAGCCUCCUCAUGCUGGAGUGAGAAUUCUGUGUCUUGACGGAGGUGGCUUCCGUGGAAUUGUCUCCCUACUUGUGCUUCGAAACAUUGAAAGGUAUCUCAGUCCAGAGUUACCAAUUCAAUCCUUCUUCGAUCUUAUCGUAGGCACAAGCACCGGAGGAAUUAUUUCACUUGGACUUGGGGUCAACAAUUGGACUGUCGAAGACUGCAUUCAGACUUUCCGAGAGCUUUGCCACCAGGCUUUUACACCUCGUGAAAUGAAAGGAGUGCCCGUACUCGAACAACUUGCCGUUAUCAGCCACGGAAGUAUGUACAAGACCAAACCCUUUGAGGAAUUGCUCAAGGAGAAAUUCGGUCGAAAUCGGCCAUUAUUUGGAGGCUCGUUGGUUGAAGGUCCGCAAGAGCCAGGGGAAAUGGCGACAAAGGUUGCAGUAACAUCGACUAUCUCAGUAGACCAGCAUGCUGUUGUUAUUUCAAACUACAACAGGCCUGAGAAUCCCAUGUUGAGCACACCAUAUCGGUUUCAGAGAGCGCCGCAGCCAGACAAGGAAAUGAAAGUUUGGGAAGCAGCAAGAGCAACAGCCGCGGCACCGCCCUUUUUCAAGCCCUACGAGAAACCCGAGACCAAAGAGAUGUAUCUUGAUGGCGCUUUGUAUCACAACUGUCCAGUUUGGGUUGCCCAUCAUGAGAAGAGAUUAAUCUGGGGUGAUGUAGGUAGCCGCCUCCCCGACGUCCUUGUUUCUGUUGGAACCAGCUUCCAUAAACAUGACUCUACAGGUGAUCCGGCAGGGCGUCUCUCACCCCACCAUAAACAAAAGACGAGCAAGCCGUCUCUGAUUACACAGCUAUAUCAGACAGGCAGUGGGAGACUUGGUGAUAUUCUCAACUGCAAUCGUAUCUGGGAGUCAUUUUUGACUGAAAACUCUCAGCUUCAUGGCCGUUCCAUUCCGGAUGGAGAGCAACGCUACGUAAGAAUCAACCCUGAACUCGGCGACAAUGUGCCCAGACUUGACGAUGUGUCAAUGAUGGAAGAGAUUGAGCGAAAGACCUCCAGGUACCUGAGGCAAAACAAAGAACUAGUCAAAGAAACCGCAUAUCGCCUUAUCGCCAGUACCUUUUUCUUUGAAACGGAUCCUAGUCGAAUUAAACAUGUUGGGAAUGGAUUCAGAUGUCAAGGCCGUAUUCUUUGUAGGUUUGUUGACCGGUCGGAUGAGAUCAAAGCCCUCGGAAGGUUUCUCCAGACUCGGGUCAGUGGAAGUUUCGAGCCCUAUUUCACCAUUCAGGAACAGGGCUAUCCUAAUGACGGGAUCACAAUACCGCUUUCAGAGGAGAUCAUCAACACCAUGUGCGUCAGGGGAAACUUCGAACUAGAUUCAAUCGAUUUCCGUGCAAACAAGGAGAUCUCCCCUAUCCAUAUGUCCUUGUGUCUUCAAGACAGCUCAACAUCUGGUUCAAAUGACAGAUAUUUUCCCAUCAGCGGAUUCCCACGAGAGCUGGUGGACGAUCAUAGACAUCUAGUGCCACCACGAACGCCCGUGAAUGGUGGAAUUCGUCGUGAGCCGAGUGGCAGGAGGAGGUUCUGGGAUACUAGAACGAUGCAGAGUAUGGCCAGCAUUGAUGAGCAGGACUUAGAUGCUCUUAGCAACUUAACAUUAAGUCAAAGGCUCACAAAUCUGAAAAAUGGUAGUAAUAUGUUUAACGUAAGCCCUUCUGAGACAGACCAGGUUUACGAGCUUGAAGGCUAG